AUGCCUCAUUCAUAUUGGGCCGAUGCCAUGCACACUGAUUCAAGUGAUGAUGAUGGGACCUUGAACAAUGAGGAUAAUAGGGCUGAUAUAGGUGAGACUAUUGUGGAAGACAUAAAUGAAGACACUGAAGAAGAAGAUAAAGAAAGUGACCUUGAUUUUGUUGACAGUGAUUAUAAGAAGAGUGAAAAUGAAGGUGAGUUGUUGCAAAAGGAUGAUAAAGCAUUUGAAAAUUAUGUAGACCACCAUGAUCUAGAUGAAGACCCCAAUGCCCCUAUAGUUGAAGAUGAGGAUUCAAUUGAUGUAGCUAAAAGUGAUGUAGAUGGCUUGGAUAGUAGCUCAGAUGAUGGGGUUAAGAAAAGGAAGAGGAAAUUGCCUAAAUUUGAGAUUUUAGGCCAGAAACACACAUGGUCAUCCAUGUCUUUAAGCUGGGUUGCUCCUGCUCCUAACCAUUCUCCGUCGUUGGACCCGCCUCUCAUCCUCUUUGCCUCGAGUUUCUCUUCUUGCAGCCUAUGCCUUCCAACAUCGCAGGCUCUGCUUAGUCCCCCUUCUCCAGCGCCUGACCCUCCCGCCUCCACAGUAACCCAUUCUUCUAGCCCUGCCCUAUCCAUAUUUGCCAACACCUAUGCUAUAUCUGCUCAUGAGCCCAACUCCCUAGUUGUGCCGCCAAUUGAUCCCUCAUGCCCUUCUCACCCGCCAGUUAGUCCCCCUACGCCUACAGCUUCCCGUUUCUCUCAUACCUACAUUAGGAACCUAAACCGCAAACUUUUCUUCUCGCCUCUAGCCCCUAUUUCAUCUGGUCCAUCUUCUCCUCCUAUUUUUGAUACAUCUCUGGCUAAUAAGCAUAAGGAAUGGCUUCUUGCUAUGACAGAUGAGUUUAAUGCUCUUAUUUGUGCUAGGACUUAG
This is a messenger RNA of Prunus armeniaca (apricot), 903 nucleotides long. The record is from the annotation of a GenBank genome assembly. Lineage: Eukaryota; Viridiplantae; Streptophyta; Magnoliopsida; Rosales; Rosaceae.